AUGGCAAAGCAAAUCACUACUGGAGUGAUAAACAGAUUGCAAGAUGAAGAACUUUGUUAUGACCAAUAUGGUGCUGAUAUCACCUCAGCUAAGAAGCUGCGUCUGAUCAAUGGUCUGGUUACUGGUGUAAAUGGAGUUAACCCUCUGUUGGUGGGUGGUCUGAACACACCUGUGCUUUCUGGUGGUCCUGCUGUUAUAGGACAGCCUCCAUUAGCACAGAUUCUGCCUGCUGCUGUUCUUCCUCCAUUUGUGCUUCAGCACCCACCUGUGGCCGCAGUUCCCUAUGGUCCCCCCAACAUUGGACCUCAGCUGGCUUACCCUUUCGCUUCAACUAAUGGGGGUUUGCCGUAUUACAUUGGUGGGCCCCAGAAUCAACCAGCCAUAAUGCCUCCGCAGCAACAAGUUGCGGCUGGACAAGGCCCUACUGGAAAUAAUCAAGCUGUACCAUCAGGCUCACUAACUAGAUUUAAGCGCUCCUUCCUCAGAAGGACCACUGCAAGACCACCUGUCUCAAUCACCCAGAUGCCAGCCCAGGUCAACCCUGCAGUGUCUGGAAAUCCUGUUGGGUAA
Sinocyclocheilus anshuiensis is the source of this 570-nucleotide messenger RNA. Its product is annotated as protein transport protein SEC31-like. Bases 1 to 570 code for a protein of 189 amino acids. The record is from RefSeq and is a predicted model, not a curated record. NCBI's taxonomy places the organism in Eukaryota, Metazoa, Chordata, Actinopteri, Cypriniformes, Cyprinidae. The transcript has 9 exons.